ACCACCUUCUCCCAUUACUUUCGCUCUUGGCGAUGAACAAUUACUAUGUGCAGGCCGCUCUAGCACAGAUAAGCAGCAGGACGGGGUCGCAGGGGACCAACUUGACCGCGCAGGUACACCAAAGACAGGUGCCAAGCGUUCCGGAACCCAUCGCGACCAAGCCAGCGGACGCAGAAUUCUACGCGACCGACGAGAAUGGGGAGGUCAAGCCGAACCCGCUGUUCCUCAAGUCGCACUUCUUUCGCGAGGGGCGCUUAACGGAGGAGCAGGCGCUCUUUGUCCUCAGUCGCGCGACGGCGCUUUUGAGGCAAGAGCCGAACGUGGUGCAAGUGCAGAGUCCCGUAACGAUAUGUGGAGACAUACACGGUCAAUAUUACGACCUGAUGAAGCUCUUUGACGUGGGAGGCUCCAUACACGACAACAGCUACCUCUUCCUCGGCGACUACGUCGAUCGGGGCUGCUUUGGAAUCGAGUGUCUCUUGUACCUGUAUAGCUUGAAACUAUGGUAUCCCAACCGCUUCACCCUCCUCCGCGGCAACCACGAGUGCAGACACCUCACCGAGUACUUUACGUUCAAGCGGGAAUGCUUGCAUAAGUACUCAGAAAGGAUAUACGAGGCGUGCAUCGAGUCAUUUUGCGCGCUGCCGGUGGCCGCGAUCGUAGACAACCGCUUCUUCUGCGUCCAUGGAGGGCUAUCACCGGAACUCGGCACCAUCGACGACAUCAGGAAGAUAGACCGCUUCCAAGAACCAGGAUCGCACGGUCUGCUCUGCGAUCUGCUAUGGUCAGAUCCUAUCGCGACCUUCGGAAGGGAGCAAGAGCCGGUGCAGGGCACUCCCGGCUUGCCACCCGGCACGAUGUGGCUACACAACGCGACACGAGGGUGCUCUUUCUUCUUCACAUACGACGCCGCUUGUGCCUUUUUGGAACGGAAUAGUCUGUUAGGCAUUAUACGAGGACACGAGGCGCAGGAUGCAGGAUAUACCAUGCACAAGAAGACGCCGACCAAACGCUUUCCUUCCGUCAUCACCAUCUUCUCUGCCCCCAACUAUCUCGACGUAUACCACAACCGCGGCGCGGUCAUCAAGUACGCUAACCGAGGUAUCACGAUACGACAGUAUAACGCAUCCCCUCAUCCUUACUGGCUACCAAACUUCAUGGACGCCUUUACAUGGAGUUUGCCAUUCGUCGGCAUGAAGAUCACCGAAAUGCUGCUCGCCGUCCUUUCGGUCUGCUCCGAAGAGGAGCUCGAUGGCGACGACUCGGACGAAGACGAAGACGCGCGCACGCUCAUGUCCCCCGACAUCAACGCGCGCAGGCAGCAGAUCAAGAACAAGAUCAUGGCCGUCGGCCGCAUGCAGCGCGUCUUCCAGCUCCUGCGCGAGGAGGCGGAGAACGCGACCGAGCUUGCGGCCGGGUUCCCGCUGCCGGGCUUGGGUGUCGGCACGCCCGGGCUGGGCGCGGAGGGCGUAGCGGGGCGGAGUUUGGAUGUGCCAGGUGCGGAUGGUGCCGGUGAAGUCAUGGGCGCGGAGGGCAUGCCAGGAGGCCUGGGUGGCCCGGCACAUCUCGGCGUACAUGAGGCCAAGUUGGCCCGCGCAAUUCGGUCGUUUGAGGAUGCCCGUCGCUCUGAUCUCAUCAACGAGCGUCUGCCCGAGUACGACCCUUCGCCAACGAUAUUCCCCGCAAGUAUGCGCCUACCAGGGCGAAGAGGCAGCGGCGAUCGCAGCGAAUCCCUCAACAUGGAGUAUCUCAUCAAGAAGACGCUCGAGGAGGAAGAGGACGACAGCGGGGUCGUCGAGCGGCUGGCGGAGAAGAUUGCGCGUGGGCGGAAGCCAACGGGCCGGCCUCGCCCACUGAAGAGGCACGAGACGACUUGAGAGCAGCAUGCACAAUGCGAGACGUAUGGAAGGGCAUGAUACGAAUGGGAGGAAAGGCGCCCACGCAGGAAUUCGCGGUGGACGUAGCCUGAAAUAUACCCAGUCAUUGUAGCAGGGGCGCGGGGGCGGUCGAAAGUCUGCAGAGAGCUACACUAUAUCGCAGCAUGGGAUCCCAGCCAACACUCCGGAUGUGCACCUCGAAUGAGCCCAUCGCAGACUCCCCUAGCGGUCUUGAUUUGGAUACUCGUCUAUGACAGCUUGCUUUCGCCCUGUUUACUUACUGUACGCAUCAUAAAUUCCUUCUACUGCAUACGUGAACCCUGGUUGAGCAUUCCGUGGUCCUUCAGCAGGUAGCAGCC
Schizophyllum commune H4-8 is the source of this 2236-nucleotide messenger RNA. Its product is annotated as Metallo-dependent phosphatase. The coding region runs from base 33 to 1877 and encodes 614 amino acids. NCBI's taxonomy places the organism in Eukaryota, Fungi, Basidiomycota, Agaricomycetes, Agaricales, Schizophyllaceae. Gene Ontology annotation, cellular component: cytoplasm; calcineurin complex. Gene Ontology annotation, biological process: fungal-type cell wall organization; calcineurin-mediated signaling. Gene Ontology annotation, molecular function: calmodulin-dependent protein phosphatase activity; calmodulin binding. The transcript is spliced from 13 exons. The record is from RefSeq and is a predicted model, not a curated record.